Messenger RNA from Lobosporangium transversale, 2112 nucleotides. RefSeq lists its product as hypothetical. The coding region runs from base 111 to 1958 and encodes 615 amino acids. Lineage: Eukaryota; Fungi; Mortierellomycota; Mortierellomycetes; Mortierellales; Mortierellaceae. The transcript has 2 exons. The record is from RefSeq and is a predicted model, not a curated record.
CUUGCGAUCACUCCACAUCUUAUUGGCGAUUCAUCGUUGUUUAUGAUCAGUUGUCAAUUCAUUUCUUCAUAAUUUACAAGAGUCUCAAUCAUUAAUUCAUUCAUCAAACUAUGGACGAGCAACCGACUGCAUUUCACAAUAUACGACUUCGCUUCCACUUAGGACCGACUAACCUCGGUAUCAUGGGGUGCUUAGAAGAGACUAUGGGGCUUUACCCCGUCAUUAUCCAUCAACACGACUUCCGCUUUGAUGUUUACGGUUCUCCUAUGGAUGUCGCAGACGCGAUUACAGGAAAACUCCUUGUCAACAACCCUAGUCCAACCUCUCCACCACAGCAGGUGAUAUCCCCGUGGGCUGGGCUGGGCAUCCAGACUCUGCAUCCAUCAGUUCACGAAACCAAUGGGCUAUCCACAAGAAUAGAUGAAAAUAAUAGGGAACUGUCACGAACUGAUUCAGACCUUUCACACAAUCAAUAUACAUUCACAAAGAAUCCACAAACAAUUUUAUCUGGAGAUAUCCUUGAAUACAGAAGAUCUUAUUCCUCAUCAUCACCACCAACAUCCUCUUCACCAUCGUCGCCGAUCACGGGAGACCAGGACGUUAAUGAUUCUACUCCAAGCAUCCCGCCGCUAAUAUAUCUUGCCAGGCCGUCAAUAUGUGAUAUCAUUGGGCCGCCAGCACAUAAUGGCACCAAGCUAUCGAAGCAUGGUGACAAAGAUAAAAGAGAUCAAAAGGAUGAAGAUUAUGGACAAUCGCUCUUUAGAGCAGCAAAAACAGAUUAUCAGAUGGAGCAAGAGCGUCGAGCGGACAUGGGUAUGCACAAAUUUGGUAAUGAUCCGACGCCUUGGACUUUGAGUAUCAUUUUAAGCAUGCAUGAAAAGAUAGCUCUCUAUAUACUCCAUAUAUCGGGCGGACUCAUGUCCUACCUUGUAGAGGAGAAGGAUCUAAUAUCAUGUGCUCAUAAAGAUAUGACACCAACAGACCUUGAGACCGUGUCACGAAGCGCAGGAUUGUCAGUGGGUAUCUCGAAAAACCAAUUAACGCGAUCAGAUGAAAUUCCGGUGUGGAUCCAGGUUGGCGAUAUGAAGGCUUUACGGGCUAUUCUAAAAGGAAUCGCCAAGGCACUGGCGACAGAGCCGUUAUAUAGCCUGGAAUCAAAAUGGAUAUCAGAUGAAGAACGCAUUCGACGUUCAUCAUGGGAACUAAAACUUCGCCAGUAUAAAGGCCCAACUGCGCAUAAUUCCAUAGAAGAUGAAUGGGUUACAUUCAAAGAUGAAAAUAAUCAGUCAUACAAAGAAAAUUCCAUCUGGCCUCCACAACAGCAUGGCCAACCUAUCAUUGUGACCCAAGAAAGCGCACUAUAUGAUCAAAAUGUGGAUAUGGUGAUGGCGGAAGACGAGGAAGUAGAAGAAGAAGAGAGUGAUGACCAUGAUGGGUGGUCGAGCAGGAUCUCAUCACCACAAACGCCCUCCACAUUAAACGUCAUGCAUCAUGACCCCUGGGCAGGCCCUCCGCCAAAUCGCCCACGUGAAAGCCGGGGUUCAGAGCGCCUGCAAACAAGACACCGGAUGUCGAAUAAUGGGGUUUUUACCAGGGCAACCAGUGGCAGUGUUAUGAGCUUUUUCGAUGAUGACGAGCCUCAAACCCAGCAGAAUCAACAAGGUGAAGAGGCUGGAGACGGAACUAGGGACACUAGUUCUAGCAUACCACCGUCAAGGUCGGGAUCAGGUCCCUUACCAAGAAAAGAAAGAUACCGUGGAACAGCUGGCACCACCAUGUCAGAUCCUGGCCUUAUUGAGAGAAAUGUGUCAUUUUCAGGAGAGAGGAUGUCACGCCACUUCGGAUCUCCUGAGCAAGUCUCAAGGAUAAUACUUAAUUCUAAUUCACGGACUACAUCACGUACGAGUACACCAUCGGGCAGGAGAGUCGUUGUUGCCGAUGGAUCUGGGCGCAGAUAAAGUGGCUUGAAUGACCUUCCUAUAAGAGAUCUAGAGAAUGAUAAGAGUUCAUGUCCACAAAGUAACCAGUGAUAUCCAGUGUGAUAGAGCUCAUGAAGUUUUGCCUAGAAUGCUUGGUAGUGUGAAAUAUGCAAACAAGCAAGCAACUGGAAAC